Coprinopsis cinerea okayama7#130 is the source of this 1848-nucleotide messenger RNA. Its product is annotated as tyrosinase. The record is from RefSeq and is a predicted model, not a curated record. Gene Ontology annotation, molecular function: tyrosinase activity. The coding region runs from base 1 to 1848 and encodes 615 amino acids. The transcript is spliced from 7 exons. Lineage: Eukaryota; Fungi; Basidiomycota; Agaricomycetes; Agaricales; Psathyrellaceae.
AUGUCUACUCGAAUCAUCGUCUCUGGGAUUUCAGGUGGUUCAGCACCGAACCGUCGCGAGAUAAAUGAUCUAGUUAGAGAUGAGAAACAAUUCUCGCUCUACGUUCAAGCUCUUCAGCGUAUGUAUACCGGUAACCCUCAAACCUUCCCAACGUCCUUCUUCCAAAUCGCGGGAAUCCAUGGGCUGCCCUACGUUCCUUGGGGCGGGUCCACCGGUACCGCACCAUUCAACCCUGCCACCCAAUGGGGCGGGUACUGCGUCCACGGGUCUGUUCUCUUCCCAACCUGGCAUAGGCCAUAUAUGGCCCUUUUUGAACAAACCUUAUGGCGCCACGCGCAAGAUAUAGCCGCCCAGUAUACUGUAGACAGAGAGGAAUGGCAGAGAGCUGCUGCUGACCUGCGACAACCAUACUGGGACUGGGCUACCAACGCCGUCCCACCGGCCGAGGUCAUUGAGCGACAGCAAGUGACUAUCACCAACUCAAGGGGACAGCGUGUUUCUGUCCCAAACCCACUUCUCGCGUAUCGUUUCCAACCAAUGGAACCCACGUUCCCCAGGAUGUAUCAACAAUGGCCGACUACCCUUCGUCAGCCGACGUCAGGUGGACCUGGUGCCUCUAGUAAUGUAGCGCGACUUCGAACUGUCCUUCGCCGGGCGCAACCUGGUAUCACCACCAGUACCUUCAACAUGUUAACCCGUGUUCGUAGAUGGCCCGAGUUCAGCAGCCAUACCGUAAGCGACGGUGGGAGUGACAGUAACAGUAUCGAGAUCAUCCACGACCUCAUACAUGGUCUCGUCGGCGGGCAUAUGGGUGAUCCUGGUGUUGCUGCCUUCGACCCACUCUUCUUUCUUCACCAUACUAACGUGGACCGCCUGCUCUCAUUGUGGACUGCGAUGAACCCCGGAGUCGGCGUUAGUCCUGGGGACUCCGAAGAUGGAUCCUUUACACUUCGACCAGAAGUGCCGGUCAAUCGCGAUACCCCCCUCACCCCCUUCUGGAACACGGAAACCACCUAUUGGGCAUCCAGCAAUGUUACAACCACAGAAAGAUUCGGCUACACAUACCCUGAAUUCAAUGGACUUGAUAUGGGCAAUGCGCAAGCUGUCCGCACCGCAAUCUCCCGAAUCAUCACUCGUCUUUACGGAGGAACUACAGCUAUUCCCCGCCUUGCUUCGUUCGUCUCAGGCGCUGACUCGGCUCAGAAACCCAUUCCAGCUUCAAGGACCAAAGCAGCACUUCGUACACCGGCGGCUGAGUCACGAGCUGCAGACGCUGUGGAGCCCAAGUCCAAUGGCGAGGCCCACGAGGACGACAAUGAAGUCAACUUUGAAGUCAACCCUGGAGGUCAACCCGGGGACAUUUGGGAAUGGACGGCUCGUGUCGAGUUCAAGAAAUACGAAUUGGGCACGAGCUUCUACGUCCUUCUCUUCCUUGGUGCUGUUCCCGACGACGAGAACUCUGAAGAAUGGCUUACCAACGAGAACCUCGUCGGAUGUCAUUACGCCUUUGUCAAUAGUGCUGCCAGCAGCUGCGCCAACUGCCGCGGCCAGGUCAACAUUGUUGAAGAAGGAUUCGUGUCCUUGACCAAAGGUAUCCUCCAGAAGUCCGGCUUGUCUGACCUGAGCCCAGACGUUGUGGAGCCGUAUUUGACCAGUGAGCUUUCUUGGCGUAUUCAGAAGGCUGACGGAACUCCUGUCGACUUGGAGGACCUUGAAGUCACAGUCGUUGCCACCCCAAUGACCUUACCACCUGGCGCUGAACUUCCUGUCCCAGGAGAACGUCGAAAAUGCCCUGGUAUCACUCAUGGUCAGAAGGGAGGAAGUCGUCAAGGAUCAUCACUGCGCUGA